AUGCCUCCACGCAAAGCGAAUCGUCGCAAGGGCAAGAACCUUUUGGGCAAGGGAAAGUCGACUCCUGGGCCGGCGGCAGCCGUGGCGAUGGGUUUGCCGUCAGAAACGCUGCAGACGGUUCUUACCGAGCUCAAUCUAAGCUACGACUCGAGUCUCGGCUUGCUGCAGGGGGACAGCAUGUUUUCGACCCCGUCGGAGGCAAAGCUGGCAGCAUUGAAGAAGCUGCUGGAAAAACUGAUUGGGGAACUUGAGUCUGGAGUGGAAAUCGACAAACGGUUGAUAGCGUCGAUCGACUCAGAAAUUUCCUUGCUCGACGGGGAAGAUAAGCAGAAGACGGCUGCAGUCAAGGAGGAGCCGUUGGAGCCCGUUGUUCCUCCCGGAGUGGAAAUUAAGCAGGAGAAUGACGAGGAGGACGAGGACAGCGCUAUACAGGUGCCCAAGAGAAAGCGGCAGAGAAUCAUCAUUACUGCUAAUGGAGAGCGCAAGGAGAUUACUCCGGACUCACGUGACGAAGGGGCCGACGGGUCCUCUGAGCCACCUCGAGUUGCGAGCGAGGACGACGAGGACGCGUUGCCGGUUGGGUCUGUCACGGUGAAGAAGGAGAAGCCGAUACUGAAGAUCACUCAGAAGAAGCCAGACGACGAGGACAAGCUGGAGGACGGCGAGGUGAUUCCGUCUGUCUACAUUGGCAAAGAGAAGCCCGACUUCAAGAUCGACGAGCUCCUGGAAUCUGCUAGAGAUAAGCUGGAAUUAUACGACGAGCAGAAAGCGCACGAGAAAUAUGGCGACGGAGAGGAGUUCCUGAAGCACAAGUACGCCGUUGCCGACUUCCCGCACGACGACCUCAAAGACCUGCUUCCAGGCGAGAUCCCGAUGACCGAUUUUUCCAUUGCGAAGCCGAACAACAACCAGAUCGCGUUCACCUCGUUCCAGGCGUACGUGGAUCCGUUUUUCAGACCAUUCACGGAGGAGGAUAUCCGUUUAUUGCGCACAAAAUGCAAUUUGAGCAGCAAUCUGCCCCGUGACUACGACGACCAGAAAACCCCGUACCACAUCCCGCGGCUGGGCCCGCACUACGCUGACGUGUGGUACGAGGAAGACCUGCGCAAUGGCCUGAUCAAGAACCCUGACGGCAUGGGGUUCAGUCUACGCAAGCAGCUGGAGAUGAACAUGUUGAGUCUCGUGGAGCCAAAAGCGUCUUCCGACAGUUUGAGCAGCGAUGUCUUGGAGACGGAGGAUGUCUCGUGUGGCCCGCUAACCUCAAGACUUCUCUCUGCCCUGAUCAAAGAUACGCCUGACAAAGACGGUGAAGACGACAGUCUUGCGGGCAGCCCUGCUGCGGAUGAGAAUGGCGGCGACAACGGUGCUGGCGACACGCUGUCCUCGUCGGCCUUGGCAGACCAGCAGGGGUGGAAGUCGUCCAUCAUAAAGACAGAUUACAAGACUCUUGAAGAGCGGCUGAAGCGGGAACUGAGAUACAUUGGCGUGUACAUGAACGUGGAGCAGACGCUGAAUGAACCAGGGUUUGACCAGGACUGGGUCCAAAACAGAGAAGACGACGAAAUUUCCACCGAGCUGCGUCAUUUGCAGAAGGAACUCAGAGCUGUCCAGGUGCGCAAUAUCAAGCGCAAGAAGAAGAUCAUUCCAAUCGUGGAGGAGCAGAUUGCCUGGCAGGAGUACAUGUCCAUUUUAGAGGACCUGGAUAAGCAGGUGGAGCAGCAUUACAGGAGAAGAAUCAACGUUGCACCGAAGAAGGCCAAGAAACGAGGCCCGAAUGCUGGUGGCAACGCCGCCAAAGAAAAAGAGGAGCUGACUAAUCAGCAGCUGGUGAGCAACUCGUCCUUUAUGAGUCUUCUGGAGAAACGCAACAAGUGGAUCUCGCGUAUUGGGCCGUUAUUCAGAUCACAGAAAGAAAUGAGAAGAAUGCCUUCUGAGAGCGUUUUCAAGGACGUCAACAUGGUGGAAAACGAGGAGGACGAGGAAGGAGAAGAGAUUGCGGAGGAUGAUGUUUUGGACCAGAUGGAUCUGGAGUAG
This is a messenger RNA of Ogataea angusta, 2034 nucleotides long. RefSeq lists its product as uncharacterized. The transcript has a single exon. Gene Ontology annotation, biological process: regulation of transcription by RNA polymerase II. Bases 1 to 2034 code for a protein of 677 amino acids. Lineage: Eukaryota; Fungi; Ascomycota; Pichiomycetes; Pichiales; Pichiaceae. The record is from RefSeq and is a predicted model, not a curated record. Gene Ontology annotation, molecular function: transcription coactivator activity. Gene Ontology annotation, cellular component: SAGA complex.